ACCGUUAUUUGCAGGACAUUGUGCCAACGACUUUGUAACGUUGUUUGUAGAGAGAUAUUUAGCGCAAUAACAAUUGCCGAUUCCAUUAAUUGGUGUGGAUUUGUGUUUUUCCAAGAUUACCAACAGAUGUCUGUGACGGAAAUAAACGCCAUCCUAAAACAAGAGAGUUUAACCUAGCCGCCCUAAUUGCUGAAAAAAUACCCAAGAUUUGUCGAAAAGAAUGGACCCCAAAUUACAAAAGCUGAGUUGGUAGAGGAUUAGCAAUCUAACACCGCGCACCUGGUCUGCUAGUGGCAGGAGUGAACGGGUGUCGGAUAGAACAAGAGUCGAAUAUUAAGAAAAAGGGAAUGCUUGAAGCUGCAGAUUCAGUUACACAUUCUGAGGAAAAUGAUUGUGUGAAGUGUUCAAAUAUAUAGUGAAAAAAAUAGAUGGAGAUUGAUCAUUGAGUGAGGAGAGAAAAACGUGUCUUUUCUUUUCCUUGAUUUUUAGCCUAUAUUAGCUUGUCAGAAUGGGAAACGAAGAACAACUCAGAAGGCAAAGGUUGUGAUUUGAAUAAUGGAGGAUCUGAAUUUCCUUGACCCUUACUUGGGUCUUCAGCUGCUGGACCUGAAUGGGUCCUUUUUGAACUUCAGUUUAUCGAGUUUUAACCUCUCCAUUAAGGAUGUUAUAAACGAUGAUUCGAUGUACGAGCGGAAUCUCCUUAUGUACUAUUUAAUGGGGAUUUGUGGAAUGGCCGUAUGCUCCUUCGGUAUUAUCGGGAACAUUCUAUCUGUUGUCGUGCUGUCCAGGGAAUGUAUGAAGAGUUCUACAUAUUCCUAUUUAACAGCUUUAUCAAUUAGUGAUUUACUAUUCCUUAUUCUGACUAUGUUCAUUUUAUCACGUGACUCUGAGAAGCCACAUCAGGAAAUCACCUGGGGUAAACCAUUCUACAUCAAGCUUUUUCCAUACAUUCACCCUGCCGCCAUUACAUUUCAAGUGACGUCUAUUUGGCUCACGUGUGCUUUCACUGUUGAUAGAUACGUAAUGAUUUGCCAUCCCUUUAAAGCUGAGCGGUGGUGCAAAAUUUCCACUGCCAGAAAGACUAUUGUAGGUGUAUUCUUGGCAGGAUUACUUUUCAACAUUAUUCGGUUCUUCGAAUACGAAACUUCUGAAAUAAUUGUCGAAACAAAUAGUACGGAGCCUCGACAGCUCGUUAUUAAACUAACGGACUUGGGAAAUAGCGAGGAGUUUCGAGAAAUUGUGCACUCGUGGUUGUAUCUUACAUGUGUGGCUGGUAUUCCGUUCUUGUCUCUUUUAGUAUUAAAUAUUUUUCUCAUCCAUGCUGUUCACGAGUCCAGGAAAAAAGGGAAGCUGAUUAACGCAAAAGAGAAGCGGCGUAACGACACGACAAUCAUGUUAAUUGGUGUAGUGGUCAUUUUUCUCAUUUGUCAGGGACCUGCACUUAUUUCCCGUAUGAUAUGGGCUUUUGACUACCAGAAGGCGUUCGUGUCGGCGCCAUGGUAUACGUUCAAUGAAGUCUCAAACUUCCUUGUCAUUCUAAAUUCAGCUAUAAACAUUGUCCCAUAUUAUUUCUUCGGUAAGCGUUUCCGGAACGAAUUCUGGAAGAUUUUCUGUAAGUGUUUUUUCACGAAGGAAGAGAUGACAAGAUUAUCCAGAAAAUUAAGUGCUUCAAUGAACGAACGCCAGCACAGUUUAGUUAACCAGAAUGGAAUUAUCGAAGAUAAUCAAUUACAAGUGUUUAUGAAUUCUAAAACUUUUAAGAAAUUUGCCCAAAAAUACAAGUCGGUUCCAUCGGAUGAUGAACCGUAUGAUACUCGGGACAAUGCAGCAGGACAACAGACAAAUAACCAUUGUGAACAAAAUGGACACCCGGCUUUAAGGGUGAGCUUUGAACCCAAUGGGAACUGUAAAGCACGGGUAGAAACCUGCGACACGUGCCAAGCAAACGCCUUAUUAUAAACAUUGUUCAAUUCGUUUUAUUUAGAUAGUUUAUAUUUCAUUAUUCUUUGAAAGAUUAUAAGAAUAUAUUUAUUUUACCGUUUUGAGAUUCACAUCAAUAUAAUAUGUUAUAUUGUUCUCUUUGGAGAUUCAUAUUAUGAAUGUUAUUUGUUCUCUUGCUCAUUAUAUGAUUUUCUAGAAAAUUGAUAAUUAAAUUAUA
This is a messenger RNA of Saccostrea echinata, 2158 nucleotides long. RefSeq names its product FMRFamide receptor-like. Gene Ontology annotation, biological process: G protein-coupled receptor signaling pathway. Bases 556 to 1959 code for a protein of 467 amino acids. The record is from RefSeq and is a predicted model, not a curated record. NCBI's taxonomy places the organism in Eukaryota, Metazoa, Mollusca, Bivalvia, Ostreida, Ostreidae. Gene Ontology annotation, cellular component: membrane. The transcript is spliced from 3 exons. Gene Ontology annotation, molecular function: G protein-coupled receptor activity.